AUGUUCCGUCCAGCCUUGCAAAACGUGGACUUGUUUUGGGUGAUUUUGUUUUACUGGGUUUUUCUGCCGGAGGCUGGUUGCAGAUCAGCCGAUGCUGACAGCUGUCAUGAGGUGAAAACCGCCUACAUGAUGCGCCAGAUAGGCCCGGUGGAGCUGGUACCGGACAGACCGGGAACAGGUGAGUCUCUGAGAGUGUGUGUCCACGCUGGGCCCAGCUGCUGCACCGGUAAGAUGGAGGACAGCUACAUGGCCGCCGUUCGCAGCGAGACGCAGCAGAAGAUGCGCUCCUACAGCUUUGAACUCAAAUACCUGAUCGCUGGACACACCAAGGCCUACCAAGAGACCUUCGAGUCUCUCGUGACCUUCACGUCUAAUCUGACCAGCACCCUGUUAGACAGCGCCUACUCCGCUCUGGCCUCAGACUGUCGCCCCCUAGUGUCUCGGCUGUUCAGCGACAUCAAACUCUACCUCUCUGGAGACCAUAACUCCUCAUUGGACCACACUGUUCGGCGUUUUUACAACGACCUCUUCCCGUUGGUCUACCGCCGCCUGCUGAACCCUGGGAUUGGCCAUCCACCAUCCCCAGCCCCUCCCUCCCCGUCCCCCCCAACCAAUUACGACGACUGCCUGCGGAUGACGCGGCAGGAUGUGAGUCCGUUUGGGCCCCACCCCCGCCUCCUGGUCAGCAGCCUGUCCCGCGCGCUCGGGGUGGGCCGAGCACUGAGCCGGCUGCUGGGUUUGGCUGGAGAGGUUGUGAAUGCGACGGAAAAGGCGGGGCUAUCCAGAGAGUGUGGGCGGGGCUUAGUCAGGAUGCAGUAUUGUUCACAUUGUAGGGGGCUCACGCUGAUACGGCCCUGUACUGGACUGUGCAUUAAUGUCAUGAGAGGCUGUCUGGUGGGUGUGUCAGAGCUGGGUGCCCCCUGGGGGGGAUUGGUGGUAUUGCUCCAGAGGUUGGCAGCUGUUCUUGCGACGAGCAGCAGCCACAACAGCAUGGAGUUAGCACUGUUGGCUGUCCGAAACCACGUGAAUGAUGCAAUACUUCACGCUCAGCUGCACGGACCCCGAAUCACAGCAACGGUAGAGAAGGUAUGCGGCACUCAGAUGGCUGCUCCCAUGAUGCCGAGCGUGCAUCCCACUUCCCCCCAUGUCACGACCUCUGUGACACCUGCGAUGACAUCAGCAACUUGGGGGAUGUCGACUGUGAAUCUGCGUCCCUCUCCAGGUUCUGCAGCUCAGCAGGACUUGCAGUUACAAUCCAGGAGAUCAUUCCCUCUUAAAGGUUCCAGACAUGACAAGUCUCGCAGCCUGAAAAAACUCUCCAGGGAGUUUCAGGGCUCGAUCCAGCGGUACCAGUGGUUUUUCUCAGAGCUGCCAGAGAUGCUGUGUGAGAGUGAGAUGGAGGUUGAACAGCACACCUGCUGGAGCGGCCAAGACGUGGUGGAAAGUUAUACAGGUCGCGUGGUUGACAGCAGCCUAAAGGCCCAGAGAGAAAACCCGGAGAUGACUGUUCGCAAUACUGAUCCUGUCCUGAGGGGGGCGAAACAGAAACUGGAGCAGCUCACACAGGAGCUGCUGAUAGACCUGGGGUGGGCAAGAAGAAUUUGCCCCUUACGCUUCCCACAAGUGCGGUUUGACAGCGCAGGCGAGCACCGCUGCUUCACACACUGCCACCGCUGGAAGCUCCAACGCAAACAUAGAUCCAUGAUCCGGAUGCCUCCUGAAAGAAAAUUUGCCGGUCGAGCGGGCCGCCGUGAGGAUGAGUCGGGCGGUGUAUCUGCCAGUCGUACCCCGGGGAUGAAGGACGCCCCUCCUAACGUCCCUCCUCGUCGCCCGUCGCCUCCCAAGGUGGCUGUUAGAGGCUCCGCCCAUACUUUGACCUCUCACCCCUCACCCUUGACCUUGCUGACCCUGCUGCUGCUGCUGCUGCUGCUGUCACCAUGGGAACCCCGCUGA
Myripristis murdjan (pinecone soldierfish) is the source of this 1953-nucleotide messenger RNA. Its product is annotated as glypican-5-like. Bases 1 to 1953 code for a protein of 650 amino acids. Gene Ontology annotation, biological process: cell migration; positive regulation of canonical Wnt signaling pathway; regulation of protein localization to membrane. The record is from RefSeq and is a predicted model, not a curated record. NCBI's taxonomy places the organism in Eukaryota, Metazoa, Chordata, Actinopteri, Holocentriformes, Holocentridae. The transcript is spliced from 13 exons. Gene Ontology annotation, cellular component: extracellular region; cell surface; plasma membrane.